Messenger RNA from Amphiprion ocellaris (clown anemonefish), 5016 nucleotides. RefSeq lists its product as uncharacterized. NCBI's taxonomy places the organism in Eukaryota, Metazoa, Chordata, Actinopteri, Pomacentridae. Gene Ontology annotation, molecular function: protein binding; GTP binding. The coding region runs from base 389 to 4099 and encodes 1236 amino acids. The record is from RefSeq and is a predicted model, not a curated record. The transcript has 5 exons.
CUGGACUUCCCUCCCUCACAUCUGAAACAGCAGCAUACAGGUCACACCAUUUCUGAGAAAUCAGCCUGAUUCUUCCUUCGGUUUGUCCUGAGAGAGGAAAUAAAGACAGAAACCUCAGAUGUCCUUCAGAGGAUCAACAUCUUCCUACUAUCUUGUGGUGCUGCUGUCCUGGACAGGCCUCCUUUAGAAAAGAGGUUCCUAACCUCAGUGGGACUUACCUGGUUAAAUAAGAAACAGGAAGAUACGAAUAUUUCCUGCUGCUGUUAUAACUCAUCUGCAGACUAAACUCAACCAGUUUUCAGUCUCCUUUGUCGGGUCUUCACUGUUUCUACAGAAACUACUUCAACCUGCAUGAAAUGUGCUGAAACCAAACAUAUCAACAGACUGAAUGAUGGACUGUGAAUCUGGAGGGACGAUGGAGGUGGCGGCGCUCGGCCGACCCUUCGGCCUCGGGAUGCUGUACGACUGCCGUAAAGACUCACUGAUCCCUGGAAUAACCCUGUGGGACCGUGGUGAUCUGAAGAAACAUAUCGAAGAGAGACCAAAGCCAUAUAAUGAAUUUGAAAUAGUUGCAUCUGAAUCAAUUGAGGACAAAUCUUCAGCACUAAAUGUUAACGCAUCACUGAAGGCAAGUUUCUUGGGUGGACUGGUUGAAGUUUCUGGAUCUGCCAGUUACCUCAAUGACAGUAAGUCUUCCAGAAAUCAGGCCAGAGUAACACUGAAGUACGAGGCAACCACAAAGAUGCAGGAGCUGUCCAUGGAUCAUCUUGGAAGUGGCAAUAUGAAGCAUCAGUAUGUUUUUGAUAAAGGUUUAGCAACACAUGUGGUCACAGCCAUUCUUUAUGGGGCACAAGCCUUCUUUGUGUUUGACCGUGAGGUGUCUGAAAACGAAGAUCAUCAAGACAUUCGGGGAAACAUGAAAGUGAUGAUCAAAAAAAUCCCCUGCCUUUCUAUAGAUGGUGAUGGUGCCCUGAAAAUGGAAGACAAGGACAAAAAAAACCUUGAUAAAUUCUCCUGCACAUUCAUUGGAGACUUUUGCCUUCAGAAAGCUCCUACAUCCUUUCAGGAAGCAGUAGAAGUCUACCAAAGCCUGCCAACAUUACUGGGAACCAACGGAGAAAAGGCUGUACCAAUGAAGGUCUGGUUGUUGCCACUGGCUAGUUUAGAUUCUUCUGCUGCCAAACUCGUCCGUGAGAUAAGUAUAAGAUUAGUUCAAGAAGCACAAAGAGUCCUUGAGGACUUCAGUGAGCUUGAAAUGAGGUUCAAUGAUGCUCUGAGAUCCACCACUGCACAGCAGUUCCCACAGAUUGGAAAAAAGAUUAAAGGUUUUAAAGAAAUGUGCUCAGAGUUCAAGCUGGAAUUUCAACAAAGCUUAGCAAAGAAACUUCCAUCGAUCCGAGGAGGAGGAGAAGAAGAGGCUGAACUCGCAGAAAUCCUGAAGAAGAGACAUUCUUCACCUUUCAACAGCAAAAACCUGAACGAGUGGAUGGACUGUAAAGCGAGAGAAAUUGCUAUUCUAAAAUCCUUCACCAAAAUGAUGAAAAACACCAAGAUCAUCUCAUCUCAAGCUGGUCUAGAUGAGGAACUUUUCAGUGCAGAGCAUGCUGUGUGUUUCGUCUUCACCUCACUGGGAAGUGAUGAACCAUACCUCUCAGCUUUAUCAAACUACUUACAAGGAACAACCAAACCAGAAGAACUUCAGGAUCCACGGACUCACAAUACAGAGAAAGAACAAUGGUACCGUUCCAAAGAAACAGCAAAUGAAAUGAGGAAAAAAGCAAAACUCUUCAGUGAUUUUGCAGAAGCCAACAUGAAGAACAAGAACACAAAGUUCCUGAUGGUGGGUUUAACAAAUGAGACACAGAAAGGUUCAAGCAUCUACCUUUAUGAAGACGGUUUCUCUGUCAGUGAGAACUUUGAGCCUCCUUCAAAGCCUGAAACUGUGACAGCAGCAGACAUAAACCACAACAGUGUGAAUCUGAAGGUUUCUCCCCCCAGAUUUGGAGCAGAGAACAUCACCUCCUACUUUGUGGAGUUCUGUGUCAGAGGAGAGGAGGAAUGGCAGCAAAAGGAAGUGCUGAAAGCUGGAGAAGUCACAGUGAGCGAUCUGAGUCCAAACACAGAGUACAUGUUCAGAUGCAGAGCAGUGACCUCAGCAGGCGUUGGGCCGGCCAAUGUAGUCAGUGACUCCAUUAAAACCUCACCCUGCAGCCCUCCUGGAGAACCUCACGUUGAAGCAAACUCAUGUGAGAUCUCAGUACGCUGGAAGAAACCUGCUGAGCUCGGACAGGACGUCCAGAUAUUGAGCUACAUCUUGGAGUUCGCACAAACAGACAACAAGGUGAAACAAGAAGAUCUGCAGUGGAAACAAAUGAUGACAACUGCUGAAGAGGCGAUCAUUUCAGGGCUUCAGUCAGAGACAGGAUAUGCAGUCAGGGUCAGAUGUGAUUGUGGUGUCGAUGGAAAAAGCAAAGAAAGCAUCACUGUUAACGUCUCUACAACAACAUUCAAGCGUCUCCCAGAAACAGUCAGACGUACAAGUGAAAGGAUGAACUCUGAUUCACCCUCAGUUUACAAACUGAAACUAGAAGAAGAAGAAGUUUGCACAGACGGCUGCCGGAAGUUUAACUUUAGAAAAGAAAGCAGGAGGGAGAAUCGUACGAUAAUUGUUUCUGGAGGAACCGGAUCAGGAAAGUCGACUCUCAUCAACGGAAUGAUCAACUACAUCCUGGGUGUCCAAUGGGAGGACUCAUAUCGGUUUAAGUUGGUCGAUGAGGAUCAGUGGAGAUCACAAAGUCACAGCCAGACGUCUGAAGUCACGGUGUACAAAAUCAACCACCAGGAGGGAUUCGAAAUUGAUUAUUCACUGACUAUUGUAGACGCUCCAGGCUUUGGAGAUACAAGAGGCACAGAAAGAGACAGAGAAAUUGUAGAGCAGCUACGUAAUCUCUUCUCUGAUCAUCGUGGUGUCACAGAAAUUGAUGCUGUGUGUUUUGUAGUUCAGUCUGCUUUAGCACGACUCACACCAUCUCAGAAAUAUGUGUUUGAUUCAGUUCUCUCAAUCUUUGGCAAAGAUGUGGCAGAAAACAUCCGGAUUCUGGUGACAUUUGCAGAUGGCCAGCAGCCACCAGUUCUAGAGGCCAUCAAAGCUUCAGGUGUCCCAUGUCCUAAAACAGAUGAUGGGCUGCCAGUUCACUUUACAUUCAAUAAUUCAGCCUUGUUUGCAGACAACAAAUCAUCUGUGACCAACAACACAGGUGAUGAUGAAGAUGGAGGUUUUGAUCAGAUGGUUUGGAACAUGGGAACAAAAAGCAUGAAGAGGUUCUUUGAUGCUCUGAAUGUCAUCCAAACCAAAAGCUUGAAACUGACAAAGGAGGUCCUCAGAGAGAGACGGCAGCUCGAGGAUACAGUUGAAGAUUUGCAGAAGAAGGUUAAACUUGUUUUAGCCAAGAUGGAAGAAAUAAAACAGACAUCAAAAAAACUCAAAGAUCAUGAAGCAGAGAUGAAGAGAAAUGAGAACUUUGAGAUUGAAAUAACUGUCACAAAGCCUUAUCAACAUGACAUUUCAGGUAGUGGAAACUACACCACCAACUGUCAGGUGUGUCAUUAUACCUGUCACUAUCCUUGUAGAAGAGCAGAUGACAAAGAUAAAAUACACUGUUCUGCAAUGAAAAAUGGAUUCUGUACUCAGUGCCCAAACAAAUGCCAAUGGAAUGUACACUUUAGUCAGAAGUACAGGUGGGAGUACAAGGAAGUGAAAGAAAAACAACCACUGCAACAGCUGAAAGAAAAAUAUCUGAAAGCCACAGGAGAGAAGACGACAGUUCGGGGAGUGAUUGAUAAGCUGAAGGCUGAAUAUGAUCAUUUGCAUGCUGUGGUACUAAAACUGAUUGAGAAAUCCUCCAAGUGUCUGAACAGACUUAGAGAGAUUUCACUGAAGCCCAAUCCUCUCUCCACUCCAGACUACAUUGAAAUGCUGAUUGAAGGAGAGAAAUCUGAGGGCAAACCAGGCUGGAAAGAACGAGUUGAGUCUCUGAUGGACAUGAAACAAAAAGCAGAAUUAAUGGUUAAAGUAGAGAAAAGAGAAAAAUUCCUGUAGAGUCCAGAAUCUGCAGCCACAUCCUCAAAACAGAACUAAACCCAACACAGACGUAGAACCAGAGUCAGAUGAUGAUAGAAAGUAACGUCCAGCCAGUUACAGCCUUAUUUGAUAGAUUUAAAAAAAAUAAUCACAUCAGUUGUACAUUUUAAUAUCGCUGCAAUAUAUACAUACACAUUUCUUCUGAUUUCUGCUUUAAUAUUUAAUGUAAUAUAGCCACUCAAUUAUGUGCCACAAUUUAAGAAAACUUCUUUCACCAAUGCAAAAAAAGAAAAAAAAUCUAUUCCUGUUAAUUGAUUUUAGUUUUGAUGACAUUAACAGUUAUUGCAUAUAUUUUCUGAUAUUAAACUUAUUGAUCUGUACUGAAUUCUAUCUGAUUGUGUUGUUGUUAUGGUGAUAUUUUCAUCUCUUUCUUCAGUGUUCCAGCUGCUUUUAAACACUUUGUGGUUCAACCUCAUAUCAAAGAGAAAAAUCUGAUUCUCAGUUCUGUCCUCUAUAACUUUAGAUUUUUGAAGCCACUAUAAAGUUGUGACAUGUAAAUAUCUGAGAUUCUGCUGUCAGUCUCCGUCAUCAAUCAAAGCCAUCAGAUUAGUAUCAGUGAACAUCCUCUGAUCACAUUUCCUUCACUUGUAUUCUUCCACUGCAGCUGUUGUUCAUGUUAGAAAUAAAAAUCAGCCUCCAGUUUCCAGCAGAACGUUGCUCACUAAGUAGCUCUGUGAGCCUAGAAAACAUGAUCACAUGAAAUUCAUGGACAUUUUUCACACAUUUCACUUUUCUGUCAAACUGUUCAGCUGAUAAUCACUGAAAGAUGAAAAUGUAUGAAACUGAAAACAACUGAAGAAUCUUCACUGGUGGUUUCAAUGUUUUAGACUCCACUGUUUCAUCUAAUAAUCAUCAAUAAAUAUGUUUCAUUAUGA